This is a messenger RNA of Spea bombifrons (plains spadefoot toad), 938 nucleotides long. RefSeq names its product crystallin alpha B (gene CRYAB). The record is from RefSeq and is a predicted model, not a curated record. The transcript has 3 exons. The coding region runs from base 197 to 805 and encodes 202 amino acids. Gene Ontology annotation, molecular function: structural constituent of eye lens; protein folding chaperone. Gene Ontology annotation, biological process: response to heat; protein refolding. NCBI's taxonomy places the organism in Eukaryota, Metazoa, Chordata, Amphibia, Anura, Pelobatidae.
CAGAGGGGACAUCAGCAUAUCUUCUUGCUGAUCCAAUGUGAUAGAUUGUGAAUAGAGAAUGUGUCAUUGCUCAUACGUUCUAUCCCUCUGCUGAAUGGGAGAAGACAAGCGUGUUUGGAUAAUUAAACCACCUGACAUCCCUUUUCCAGAAAGUUCAAUGUUGGGGUACCAGGGAGGAGCUUAGAAAACAGCCACCAUGUAUAUAAGGCCUUUUGGGAAGGUGAGUAGCUCAAACAUUGAACAGUCCUCUCUGACAGUAGCCACGAGAAGCCAGAAGAAGAUGGACAUAGCCAUCCAACAUCCUUGGUUCCGCCGCCAAUUUUACUCCUUCUUUGGACCAAGCAGGCUCUUUGAACAGAGUUUCGGGGAGCACCUUCAGGAAUCUGAUCUGUUUCCAACUUCCACUAUGCUGUCACCCCUUUUCUUCAGAUUUCCAUUUGUAAGGCUCCCAAGCUGGAUAGAAACUGGCUUGUCAGAGAUGAGACUAGAAAAGGACAAGUUCACUGUUAACCUUGACGUGAAACAUUUCUCCCCUGAAGAACUCAAAGUAAAAGUUCUGGGGGAUUUUAUCGAGAUCAAUGGGAAACACGAGGAACGCCAGGAUGAACAUGGUUACGUUUCCAGAGAUUUCCAGAGGAGAUAUAAAAUCCCACUGGACGUAGACCCUCUCUCCAUCACCUCAUCUUUGUCCCCUGAUGGGGUUCUGACGGUGAGCGCACCAAGAAAGCUGGCUGACGUUCCUGAACGCUCCAUCCCCAUUACCCGUGAAGAAAAGGCAGCCAUUGGUGCCGCGCCUAAAAAGUAGAGUGUUGCAACCCAGAGGAUAACCUUCCACCCUGCCAGAGAGAGUGCGCGUACUACAUUGCUACAUGUAUUUAUUUGUGCUGUCCUGUGACCAAAUCAAAUUACUAAUGCAAAUAAAAGCAAGGAGAAGCAUC